Messenger RNA from Tinamus guttatus (white-throated tinamou), 858 nucleotides. NCBI's taxonomy places the organism in Eukaryota, Metazoa, Chordata, Aves, Tinamiformes, Tinamidae. The record is from RefSeq and is a predicted model, not a curated record.
CAUCCCAACAGAUGAACUUCAUUCUCUUCAUUCGCAUUAUUCGGAUCCUAGUCCAGAAGUUGCAUUCCCCAGAUGUUGGGCACAACGAAACCAGCCAGUAUUUGAGACUGGCCAAGUCCACCUUGCUGCUGAUCCCUCUCUUUGGUAUUCACUACACCAUGUUUGCGUUCUUCCCUGACAAUUUCAAAGCAGAAGUUAAGCUUGUCUUUGAGCUUGUGGUUGGGUCAUUCCAGGGAUUUGUGGUGGCUGUCCUGUACUGUUUCCUCAAUGGGGAGGUCCAAGCUGAGCUCAAGCGAAAGUGGCGAAGGUGGCAUCUGGAACGGUUCCUGGGCUCGGAUAUGAAGUAUCACCACCCUUCCUUGGGCAGCAACGGCACAAAUUUCAGCACCCAGAUAUCCAUGCUGACCAAGUGCUCACCAAAGACACGCCGGUGCUCUGGCUUCCAGGCUGAAUUCUCUCUGGUGUGAAGGGGAGAGACUCUCUGAGCACAGAGCAUCUGAGAUAGAAACAGAGAUAGGGAGAAGGAUCCCCAGGAAUCAGUGACAUGAUGACAAACCCUUGUGAAAUGAAAUGCUCAACAUGAGCCAACAGAAGACACAAAUCUGGAAAAGCCACUGGCGUCCAGAACAAGAUCAGACAAGCCAGGAGGCAGAGAAAUACUUUCCUUCUCCCUCUUUACAGACCUUUCACUCUAAGUUGAUGCCCACAGGGGAUGAUAGCUAUGAGUAAAGGUCCUACUCACUUGAGGAGAGCCUGGGAGGUCAGGAUGUGUCAUAAAUAAUGAAGUAAGGAGGUCAAAGGGAGCGUGAGUCCUUAGAGGCUUUACCAGAACGGGUGCCCCUGAAACAAAUUGCACUU